UUCGGCAUUCUGAGCUGUAGCUUUAACCGGUGGGGUCAGAUUUGGAACCUCAGAGUCAAAUUCGUGUUCUGUUAGACUUGCUGUUGAGAGUUUGGUGCUUUUUCUGUGUUAAUAGACCUCUAGCUGAAAGUUAUCCAUCGGAUAUCCGAGUCCCAGCCCAGCUCUCCUCUGGAGAUUUAGAACAUUUGUAUUAGUAGUGAGCUCAUUUUCGCCAGUAUGAGAAGGUCGUGUGCCAUUUACGCCAUCGGGAUUGUGUGUGCUCAUCUGCUCAUAGUAGGAAUCGCCCUGAUGGUCGCUCAAGUCUUCCAAACAAUGAUUCAGGAGAGGAUAAAAAAGGAAAUCACUCUGGCUGAGAACAGUCAAGUACUAGAAGGCUGGAUAAACCCUCCACCCCCAGUUUACCUGCAGUAUUUCUUCUUCAAUGUUACUAACCCCGAAGAGUUUGUGGCUGGCAUGGCAAAGCCUCACGUCAUACAGAUGGGACCUUAUACAUAUAGGGAGUACAGGCCCCGAGAGAACGUGACGUUCUUGGAAAACGGCACCAAGAUCUUUGCCACGAAUCCCAAGAGUUUUGUAUUUCUUCGGGAAAUGUCCGUCGGAGACCCUGAGGUGGACCUCUUGACCACUCCCAACAUCCCAGUCAUUGCCGUCAUGAACGAAAUGCACUCCUACUCUUUUUACAUCCGCCCGCUGAUCUCUAUAUGGAUGAAAUCUCUGGGUGCUGACCUGUUCAUGACCCGCACCGUGCACGAGUUUCUGUGGGGUUUCAAGGAUCCACUAAUGACUAAACUUCACAACUUGAAGCCUGAGGUGGACGAAUACUUUGGCCUCAUGUACAAGAAAAAUGGAACCCAUGAAGGUGAAUUUGUCUUCCACACUGGAGAAAAGAACUACAUGGACUAUGGCAAGAUCGACACCUGGAACGGAAUAAGAAACAUGACUUGGUGGUCAUCGGAGCAGAGUAACAUGAUUAACGGCACAGACGGCAGCGUGUUCCACACUUUCCUGUCCAGGGAUGAGCUGCUCUACAUCUUUGCUGCGGAUCUCUGCAGGUCGAUUCAUCUGGCAUAUGUGCGGGAUACAGUGGUGAAGGGGAUUUCAGCGUUCCGUUUCGCUCCUCCCCCUGAUGUCCUAGCUGCUCCAAGUGAGAAUCCCGCCAACGCUGGCUUCUGCGUGCCUGCUGGAAAAUGCCUGGGAAAAGGAGUGCUGAAUGUCAGCCCGUGUCGUGAAGGAGCACCGAUCAUUGUUUCAUUCCCACAUUUCUACCAAGCUGAUCCAAAGUAUGUUGAUGCCAUUGAUGGGAUGAAUCCAAACCAGGAAGAACACGAAACAUACCUUGACAUUAACCCGACGACUGGGGUCCCUGUCCGUGCCUGUAAGAGAGCCCAGCUCAAUAUUCUAAUGAAGAGGGUACCCGGUUUCCCUCAAACACGUCUCCUGAAUGAAACCAUCUUUCCUAUUCUGUAUGUCAAUGAGACGGCAACCAUCGAUGAUGAUUCUGCCUCUAAAAUGAAAACUCUGCUGCUGAUCAUAACAAUGGUGUCCAACUUCCCCGUCAUCAUUAUGGGUGUGGGCGCCAUCUUGCUUAUCAUCUUCAUCUUCUUGUUGUGCAGGAAUCGUCAAAGAAGGAAUGAAGUAAAACGUAUUGAUUUUACCGAAGCUUUUCAUUCUUUUGCUACGGCGAAAGACGAUACGGCCUACACCCCGGUCAGCAGCAAAUCGGAUGAGUCGCCCGAAUCCCACAGCAGCCAGCCUCUGAAGAACGGCUCCUACAUCGCCAUGUCGCCAGUGGAGGCCCAGAAGUGUUGAUAAAGAUCACUGCGUGGCGUUCCCGCUGUGGGGAUCCACUUGUGUGCCUCUCUCUCUUCCUCUCUUUACCUUUUGAUUCUUUCUACUGUGCAACGCGUUCAGGCAGGUCAGCUCCCAGAAACACCGCGUUCGAACAAAACAUCACUUCUUUCUUCGGGCGUCUUCGUCUUGAUGGACCACCUCUCUUCUGCUGACGUUCUUUUUGCUGUUGAAGCAUGGCCUUCUCGACCUGCCGUAUUUUUUUUUGACAUGACAAAAAUCGUACUGUUCAAAAACAGCGCUGUUUAUCUAGUCACUUCCUCUGGGUCUACCAACACUGACACUACUGUUGACUAGACAUAAAGUGAACAAACUGAGAACACCUGCUCGCCUUGUGGGACCGUAUGCCCAUGUGCAUGUUCACCAGUCUAUAGUUCCUGUUUUAAACCUGUUUUAACAUAAGGCUGUGAACAGAGAGGGUGUUUGUUUUGCGUGAACACAUCCAGGCUGCUAGCAGGAGCCAUCUUGAACACCAGUGUUUGUUUAGGCAUUGGUGAGGAUCUUAGAACCUAUGAUAUAAAAAGUUUAUUGCCGCACUACCGUAUUGAAGUCUGCUCGGACAGAUUUCAUAUAACAAAGCUCGUUAUUUGCCAUAUUUUAACAUUUCUUGGAAUACAAGGUGACCGUUAUUGUUUCUCUUCAAAAAGUGUUUAAAAAGCUAAAAGGUGAAGGGCAGUUGUGUUCGUGUUUGUAUCGGGUUUUAUAUGCAAGUAUGUGUGGAAAGGCAGGCAUGUUGGUGCUUGCGUAAAUGUUAAUCUCACUGCUGUGAGCUGAUUUAUUAUUUAUUAUUAUUUUUAAAAAGAGCAAUGUGCUCUCUUAAUUGUCAUACAGUGCCAAGUAAUGGUCACUACAUUUCAAAGGUUAUUUUGGAUAAAUUUCCUAUACGGUGCCAUGCAGAAUCAGUCAUUUCGCUCGCUCACUCCUUCAGCCUCUGCCUGAUUCAGAGAGUCUCGUCAUCGUGCUGUGAAAAUGAGCUUUCGUUCAUCUUUUCUGAAAGAAAAGCAAGCUUACAAAUCGCACAAGUGAGACUUGAACCUUCUCUUUGCCUUACACGUGUGAGUUUGCUGUGUGAAAGGGCUUCGUAAUGUAGUAGCGUGAGACCGCCUUCUAUCAAAUCCAGUCUCUCGUUUAAACAUCUGCAAGUCGUCGAUCGAGACUUUGCGCCCUGUUUAAGGCGUCUAAUCUCCAACUCGGAGAAUGCACAACUAGAUCAACCCCCUUUACUCAGCCAGUUGUUUACAGCCUCUUAUCUCUAGUGACGCUCUGAGGGCUGACGACGGAAAACUUCAGCAGUCAGGAGGAGUUCUGUACAUUGUGUGCACAUGAUACUUCAGCUCAGUGAGGUUAAUUAAGACCCAAGAUAGAUCUGGCACUUUGAAACACUAUGUCCUGUUGAUUUUGUUGCUGUUUUUUUUUUCCAUGAGCUUUUAAACCCUGAGCAAAUGCCAUAAAGAGGGGAAGGAAAAGUGCACUUUUUCUUAAAAAAAUAAAAUCCUGCACAUUUUCUGUAAUUCAGUAACAUGGUCCUCGCUUGUGUUUGAGAGAUACUCAUAUGUCUGUUUUUUUUUUUCUCUCUUCUUCCCCUCCUCCCCUUCUCUAUGUACUGAUAGACAAGAUCAAGUCUUGUUACUUCGAAUACCAUUUUCUGUUAACAAAUGAUCAAAUGCAACACAGUUAUUAUAAAAAUAAUUUCAUAUGUAUUUGUGCAAAGUCUGAUCAGUAUGGAGCCGUAACAUGCCAAAUUUAAUUUUUUUUUUUUUAAUUUAUUUAUUUUUUUUUUUUUGGACUGCAUUUUUCUUUAACAAAUUGUGAAUCAACCCCUAAGCUCAGAUUUGGUAUGUUAGUCUCCUUUUUUUUUCUUUUUUUCCCCUGUUUGUUGCCAGCAAGGCUUCUGUUUCAUUGUUUUGUGUGAAACUGUUCAGACCUCUUUUUCAUAUGUUUCUUUUUCUCUUUUAGAUUUGAAAUUUUGAACUGGAAAAGAAUAGCAUUAUGUAUACGGACUGUUAGCACUAUAGCUAGCUAGCAAACAAACCGAGGUGUGAGGAAAGUAACUGGAACAUUUUAAGUGAACGCUGAUGGCCUUCUUGGUAUACUUUUGUAGUUAAGAAGUACCCUUUCCAACAAAGGCCUUUAUAAAAAGUAUAAACUCAGUAAGCUGUGGACGAGUCUGCUGAUCCUCAGGACCCCGAAGUGGAACGUUCCACUUGUCCUGACUUGAAAUUUUAAGCUCUCCAACCUGAGCCAUUUCCACACUCGACUGACUUUUGAGCCCGGACCUUCUCAUUGCUUCACUCAGCUGUAAACUCGACCAAAGAUAACCUUCUAGAUAUGUGUCCCCCCCCCACCCUGUUUGUUUGCUUUCACAGAUACAGCUGUCGUACCAUCAAUUUGCUAAUUUGCAACACUCGAGAACAAAAGGCAAAAGAAAGUCAGCAAAGUAUUAUUUCCAGAUCGUGCUAAGGGAGAGUACAGCGUUUAUAACCGCUCUGACAACACUCAGUAUUGUGUAUUGACACAGCAAUACAUUGUGUAAAAAAUAUUUUUUGUAAAGCUAAAACAGUUUUGUAUCCAAACACUGUAUCUUUGUUCAGAGAUCUGUUCAUUAACGGGACUUUUUGUAUAGUAUUGAUUUUUUUUUUUUUUUUCCUUCCUAAUCUCGCCCACAUUUUUCUUUCUUCCCGCCUGACAGAUUUAUAACAUGGUUCUGAGCGUCGUUCCACAAUUGUGAUGUUAACAGUGUACGUGUGAUGUGUAAGUUCACUGGCAGUGAUUGAGAAAGGCUCGUGGUGUCGGGAUUUUGAGAUUUGAUGUCCUCCGGUACCACAAGUUUCUUAAGAAGCCACUGCACUGUUUUUUGUCCCAUGUGGAGUGCCAUAGGAAGGCUGAGUGUCUGAGUUUGGUUUAAAGCAGCUUGGUUUAAAGCCUUUGUGCCAUAUCAGGCACUAGAGAAUUGAACCUUUUUAUUUUAGUCCCUUAGAUGAAUGAUGCCCUCCUUCAGGAUGAAACUCGAGUGCCAUUACUUCCUUGUUUACUGAGUUUUAGGAAUUUUACUAAAACAGUGUAGCAGAAUCAGUGUUUUUCGUCACCUGCAUUUCAGUUCAUCUUCCCCAUGUGAUGAAGGAUGGAUGGUUUCGAACAUUUCAUGAUAUGUGCUGCUGAAAAAGACAAUCCACCCCAUAUUAGGUGCAAGUUUUCUUUAAAAAAAAAGAGAGAAUAAUCUGAAUUUAAUUUUGAAAAUUUACACUGCACAAAUAUUUCUGCAAUACCUUUUUUAUAAAUAUUUCUAGUGUUCUUUGCCAAAAUAAAGCUGCAUUUAUUGCAAAAAUGA
This is a messenger RNA of Neoarius graeffei (lesser salmon catfish), 5176 nucleotides long. It is a transcript of the gene scarb2a, whose product is annotated as scavenger receptor class B, member 2a. Gene Ontology annotation, cellular component: membrane; lysosome; cytoplasm. The record is from RefSeq and is a predicted model, not a curated record. The transcript has 13 exons. The coding region runs from base 217 to 1809 and encodes 530 amino acids. Gene Ontology annotation, molecular function: scavenger receptor activity. Gene Ontology annotation, biological process: receptor-mediated endocytosis; protein targeting to lysosome. NCBI's taxonomy places the organism in Eukaryota, Metazoa, Chordata, Actinopteri, Siluriformes, Ariidae.